CCGCGCACCCGGCAGCCCCGGGACCGGGACGGCGAGCACCUCGGGGACGCCCGUGCUCCGCGGGCCGCAGCCUCGCCCGCCACCGACGCUGACGCCGCCGCGCACCGCGCACCGCAGCCCCGAGAGGACCGCACCGCCGAGUCCGCGCCCCCGGCCGCAGCCUUGACUGGAUGUCCUGCAACUGAGAAACCCGGUUUUUAACCCAUUAGUAUGCCUUUGGAGAUGGAGCCCAAAAUGAGCAAACUGGCCUUUGGAUGUCAGAGAAGUUCCACAUCUGAUGAUGAUUCUGGCUGUGCACUGGAGGAGUACGCCUGGGUCCCCCCAGGCCUCAGACCCGAGCAGAUCCAGCUCUACUUUGCAUGCUUGCCAGAGGAAAAGGUUCCUUAUGUUAACAGCCCUGGAGAGAAACAUCGGAUUAAACAGCUUUUAUACCAGUUGCCACCACAUGAUAAUGAGGUGCGGUACUGCCAAUCUUUGAGUGAAGAGGAGAAAAAAGAACUGCAGGUGUUCAGUGCUCAGCGAAAGAAGGAAGCACUUGGAAGAGGAACGAUUAAACUUUUGUCCAGGGCAGUGGUGCACGCCGUGUGUGAGCAGUGCGGACUGAAGAUAAAUGGAGGAGAGGUCUCGGUGUUUGCCUCCCGGGCAGGCCCUGGAGUGUGCUGGCAUCCAUCCUGCUUUGUCUGCUUCACGUGUAACGAGCUGCUGGUCGACCUCAUCUAUUUUUAUCAGGAUGGAAAAAUUCACUGUGGCAGGCACCAUGCAGAACUGCUCAAGCCACGGUGCUCAGCAUGUGACGAGAUAAUUUUUGCUGAUGAGUGCACAGAAGCGGAGGGUCGCCACUGGCACAUGAAACACUUCUGUUGCCUGGAGUGUGAGACAGUCCUGGGAGGGCAGAGGUACAUCAUGAAGGACGGCCGUCCCUUCUGCUGUGGCUGCUUUGAGUCUCUCUAUGCAGAGUACUGUGAAACCUGCGGGGAGCAUAUUGGUGUGGACCAUGCACAGAUGACCUAUGAUGGGCAGCACUGGCAUGCCACAGAAGCAUGCUUCUCCUGUGCCCAGUGUAAGGCCUCUUUGCUGGGAUGCCCGUUCCUUCCCAAACAAGGUCAGAUUUAUUGCUCAAAAACCUGUAGCCUCGGAGAAGAUAUCCACGCCUCCGACUCUUCUGACUCUGCCUUCCAGUCAGCGAGGUCGAGAGACUCUAGAAGAAGCAUCCGCAUGGGCAAGAGCAGCAGGUCAGCAGAUCAGUGCCGGCAGUCUCUUCUCCUGUCCCCUGCUCUGAACUAUAAGUUUCCUGGCCUCUCAGGCAAUGCCGAUGACACCCUGUCUCGGAAGCUGGAUGAUCUGAGUCUCUCCAGACAAGGAGCCAGUUUUGCCAAUGAGGAAUUUUGGAAAGGCAGGGUAGAGCACGAAACUCCUGAAGAACCUGAAGAAUGGGCUGAGCAUGAAGAUUAUAUGACACAGCUCCUCCUCAAGUUUGGUGAUAAAAGCCUCUUUCAGCAGCAGCCCAGUGAGAUGGAUAUUAGAGCCAGUGAGCACUGGAUAUCUGAUAACAUGGUUAAAAACACCCCAGAAUUAAAGCAAAAUCACCAGAGCCUUGCAAGUAAAAAAUACCAAUCUGAUAUGUACUGGGCUCAGUCACAAGAUGGUCUUGGCGAUUCCGCUUAUGGCAGCCACCCAGGCCCCGCCAGCAGUAGGAGGCUCCAGGAGCUAGAUCUGGACCAUGGUGCCUCGGGAUACAAUCAUGACCAGACACAGUGGUAUGAAGACUCCCUGGAGUGUUUGUCAGACUUGAAACCAGAACAAAGUGUUCGAGAUUCUAUGGAUUCUCUGGCUUUGUCUAAUAUCACAGGGGCUUCUGUAGAUGCAGAAAGCAAGCCAAGACCAUCAUUAUAUUCUCUACAAAACUUUGAGGAGAUAGAAGCGGAAGACUGUGAGAAAAUGAGCAAUAUGGGAACUCUGAACUCAUCCAUGCUGCACAGGAGUGCAGAGUCCCUAAAAAGUCUAAGCUCAGAAUUAUGCCCAGAGAAAAUCAUGCCUGAAGAAAAACCAGUACAUCUGCCAGUGCUCAGAAGAUCCAAGUCUCAGUCCAGGCCCCAGCAGGUCAAGUUUUCAGAUGAUGUCAUUGACAACGGAAGCUAUGACAACAUUGAAAUCCGGCAGCCUCCAAUGAGUGAAAGGACUCGGAGACGGGUCUACCAUUUUGACGAGAGGGAGCCUAGGUCUCACCACCAUCGCCGCAGGAGAAGUAGAAAGUCUCGCUCUGACAAUGCCCUGAAUCUUGUCACGGAACGAAAAUACUCUUCCAAGGACAGACUGAGGCUUUAUACCACCGAUAACUAUGAGAAAUUUAUACAGAAUAAAAGUGCCCAGGAGAUGCAAGCAUACAUUCAGAACAGUGAUCUCUACAGCCAGUACGCCCAUGCCACAUCUGACUAUGCACUGCAGAACCCCGGAAUGAAAAGGUUUCUGGGGCUCUAUGGUGACGAUGAUGACUCCUGGUGUUCCUCUUCCUCCUCCUCCUCUGACUCGGAAGAAGAAGGAUAUUUUCUUGGUCAACCAAUCCCUCAGCCCAGGCCACAGAGAUUUGCCUACUAUACAGAUGACCUUUCUAGUCCAACUUCUGCAUUCCCCACCCCUCAGUUUGGUCAGAGGACAACUAAGUCCAAGAAGAAAAAAGGACACAAAGGCAAAAACUGUAUUAUUUCUUAACCAAGCAGCUAUGGAGAGCAUUUGUUUAAGCUUAGCCAUUAACCAUCAGUAUCUUUUUUUCUUUCAUAGGAAAGUUGCUACAAUAGUUUAAAGUGCUUUCUUUGCCCGUGUAAAUGAGAACCCUACUGCUGUUUACAGUGUCAGAUUAACAUUUGAAAGGUGUGAUUUCUCCAGUUUACCCUCCUUGGGUGCCAGGUUAAUGUGACAUCUUGUGUCUGUGGCAGGUUCACUACAGUUUCAUAGAGCGGCUCAGUCUCCAAGAAAGGGAUGAGGUGAUUGGAUGGGGUGUGCAUUUUAGCAGACGGAGAGCCCUGGCCACCUUUGUAACGCAAUAGUGUUUGUCAUUAUGUAAGUCAGGUUGGCUCAGGUCUGAUCGGUCUGUCUUGUGAGGCAUGCACAUCGUCAUAAUGACCUAGCUAACACUGUGCAUCCUAUCAUGUGAGGCCAACUUGUCUCCCUUUGGCCCCCAUUAGCCAGGUAAACAUUGUAUUAGCUCCAGCUCCAGAUAGGAAAAAAAAAUUGCUAUUUAUAAUGUAGUAUUUCAUAGACUUAAGUGUAUUACUAAUUUAACGGUGCAAAUAUUAAUGUACAUACUGUACAGUUCAGAUUUUAAAGCUGAUAUUUUUAUAUCCCUGAAUUGCAAGAUGUUUGUUACACUGCAGUGCUAGACUUGUUAGGGAACCAGAAACAGCAUUUAUGGAUGAAAUGAUUGCUUGUGUUUUAGUCAGGGCUUAUAAGAUUAGAUAGUCAAAUUUAUAUUGCCUAGUGAUGAAAAGUUAAAAUUUUUUUUUUUUAUUUUUCAAUAUUAAAAAAGGCUCUGUAUGCAUGGUGGGGCUAUGUAAAUACUCUUAAACUAUGGCCCUGUUAAUUUUACGAGUGUUAUUUAUGGGUCAAGCAAUGUUAACUGUACACAAAUGUAAAAAAAAAAAAAAAAAACCCCACAUACCCCUGGAAUAUAUGCUAAAAACAGGUAGCAGCUGACUGGGUGGAUGUGUUUUCUCUGGGGGCAUGAGGUGGGCUGCCUUUCCCAGCUCAGCUCUAAAGCUACAAGGAUCAGCUUGGGGCUGGGGAUGUAGCUCAGUGGUUCUGCCACCUGCCUCACAAGUGCAAGGACCCGAGUUUGAUACCCGGUACCCUCCCAUCCAAAAAACCCCACACAAAAUACAAGGAUCAGCUUGUUGUGGCAGAAGACUUUGAAGAUCAGCUGAAAGGGAAAGAUAGAAAGGAAUAAUCUGUUGGUCUUUAAAAGCAGUUCUCAAAACUAAGUUUUCUGGUUUUUUCUUUUCUUUUUGGGGGGGGGGGGUACCGAGGAUCAAACUCGGGACCUUGCGCUUGCGAUGGUUUUUUUCUUUUCAAAUCUUUAAAUCAGAGGAUGCUGUGUCACUGAGUAUUUCAAGUUCCUAUGAGGUUCUAGUUCAAGGGAAAAUUGUUGAACUAAUGAGCAGAUAUUUUGAUAUGUGCCAUUCUUGCAUAUAUGUCUCAGUCCUACCUAAAGGUCCUGGAGGCAUCUGGGGCCUUUUAGGGAGGUAUUUAAUAAAUGCUUAAUAAAUAACAAACUACCUUUCUGAAUACAAAUCUUUGUAAACAUAUCCAGAUAACUUUGUUUGCUCCUGUGCUCAGGCAUGACUCACUCUGCAUCCUACCAUUACAGACCCUCUGAGACCUGUGUGUCCACCCCUCUCCCAUAGAUGGCAAAUAAGCUGGAAGCACUGAGGCCUAGCUUUCCAUAUUUAUCAGAGGGGAAAGCUAUCAGGUCUCAAGGAGGACAGAUGUAAAUCCAGUAGGAAACCAGUGGGCAGACAGGCUGGGUAAAGUAAGGCUUUGUAUCUGAGCUAGAAAGAUGUUCUUCAGAAAGCACCAAUGGGGAGAAUGCCCUGUACUUAGAGUAACUGUAUUGCCCUUUCCCUGGUCUGGUGCUUUGCAAAAUAGAUAACCAUGAAAACAAAGUGCCAAGCACAUGAUGAAAAUUUCAGAAAGGACAAACACUGAAGCUUCUCCUUUUCCUCCUCAUCCCAAGAAGUAACCACAGCUAUCCAGUUCUAGUGUAUCCUACAGCUGCUCAAAGCAUCUGUUUUAUAGAAGUGAGCCUCGUAAGAAUGGCAGGUGGUGGUGUAGCUCAGUGGUAGAGUAUGUACUUAGUAUGUGCGCAAUCGUAGGUUCAAUCCUCAGUACCAAAAAGAGACUUGCUUUGUUUUCUUUAUAUGUAAACAUUCCACCUCAUUCUUUCAAUGACUGUUCAAUAGAUGACUUUUGGAUACACAUCAUUAUUCAUUAUUUAACCAGCCUCAUUCAAACCUUAUCCUACAGAGGCACAUGUGUCUGUAAGUUGGUAGCAAAAUAAUUACUAGAACAAGUCCAAUUUUCCUUCAAAGAAAAUUCUGAUUUAUAUUACUGCAUAAUACGUGAGAGAGCUUUCCUACCACAACCUCACAUAAUAUGAGCAGAUUUCUUGGUUUUAAACAAAUUAUUAGAAGACUGCUGUAGUGUGUUGUUUUCAGCAGAUGAUACUGAGCCUAGAGAAAUGUAAGCAUAAGCUGCCUGCACUGCCCCCAGUAUAUUUUCAAAAGACAAAUUUUUUUGGUAAAUCUGGCAACAGUCACCUUAGUGGUUUUCUUCAUUUCCUCAUAUAAAGGUCACAUAGCUUACCAAAGGCCUGAGGAAAUACAGAAAUACUACAAUGAUGUCUACGGCCAUACCACCCUGAACGCGCGAUCUUGUCUGAUCUUGGAAGCUAAGCAGCGUCGGGCCUGGUUAGUACUUGGAUGGGAGAAAUACUACAAUGAUAAUGUAACCUUCAUGCUUUUAAGUCCUAGCUCUUAGCAAUAAAAGACUACAAAGGGGAAAAAAGAAA
Molecule: messenger RNA, 5560 nt
Organism: Heterocephalus glaber (naked mole-rat)
Lineage: Eukaryota; Metazoa; Chordata; Mammalia; Rodentia; Bathyergidae
Gene: Prickle1
Product: prickle planar cell polarity protein 1
Molecular function (GO): zinc ion binding
Source: RefSeq, a predicted model, not a curated record